This is a messenger RNA of Hyaena hyaena (striped hyena), 3609 nucleotides long. RefSeq names its product DNA polymerase delta 1, catalytic subunit (gene POLD1). NCBI's taxonomy places the organism in Eukaryota, Metazoa, Chordata, Mammalia, Carnivora, Hyaenidae. Gene Ontology annotation, molecular function: DNA-directed DNA polymerase activity; nucleotide binding; DNA binding. Gene Ontology annotation, cellular component: delta DNA polymerase complex. The transcript has 28 exons. Bases 187 to 3510 code for a protein of 1107 amino acids. The record is from RefSeq and is a predicted model, not a curated record. Gene Ontology annotation, biological process: nucleotide-excision repair, DNA gap filling; DNA-templated DNA replication; base-excision repair, gap-filling.
CUGCGCGCGCCGGAGUCAGGGGUCACGGCGGCGUAGGCUGUGGCGGGAAACGCUGUUUGAAGCGGGGCAAGGGAAGCUUGUGAAGUGAUUUGAGCCGGGAAGGGACUGGAUCACAUUUGUGACUGGCCUGAAGAGGUGCUUCCCAGCUGCUUAUUGGAGGAAGGCCCAGGCAGGCGGGGUGGCGGGAUGGAUGGCAAGCGGCGGCCGGGCCCGGGCCCCGGGGUGCCCCCGAAGCGGGCCCGUGGGGGCCUCUGGGAUGAGGAGGAGCCGUCUCAGCCAUCGCAGUUCGAGGAGGAGCUGGCGCUGAUGGAGGAGAUGGAGGCGGAGCACAGGCUGCAGGAACAGGAGGAGGAGUUGCUGCAGCCGGCCCUGGAGGGAGCUGUGGACGGUGAGACCUCCCCAAUGACCAUAGAUGCCCGCUGGCUUCGCCCCUCCCCGCCCUCCCUGGAUCCCCAGACGGAGCCCCUCAUCUUCCAGCAGUUGGAGAUCGACCAUUACGUGGCCCCGGCGCAGCACCUGCCUGGAGCAGCCCCGCCACCCCCAGGCUCCGCGCCAGUGCUCCGUGCCUUCGGAGUCACUGAUGAGGGCGUGUCCGUCUGCUCCCACAUCCACGGCUUUGCGCCCUACUUCUACACCCCGGCGCCCCCUGGUUUUGGGUCGGAACACCUGGGCGACCUGCAGCGGGAGCUGAAUGCCGCCAUCAGCAGGGACCAGCGCGGAGGGAAGGAGCUGGCGGGGCCGGCUGUGCGGUCCGUGGAGCUGUGCUCCCGGGAGAGCAUGUUCGGGUUCCGUGGGCACGGCCCCUCCCCGUUCCUGCGCAUCACCCUGGCACUGCCGCGCCUCAUGGCCCCUGCCCGCCGCCUCCUGGAGCAGGGCAUCCGCGUGCCAGGCCUGGGCACUCCCAGCUUCGCGCCUUACGAGACCAACGUGGACUUCGAGAUCCGGUUCAUGGUGGACACAGAUAUCGUGGGCUGCAACUGGCUGGAGCUCCCGGCAGGGAAAUACCACCUGAGGCUGGAGGGAAAGGCCACGCAUUGUCAGCUGGAGGUGGACGUGCAGUGGUCUGACGUGAUCAGUCACCCGCCGGAAGGGGAGUGGCAGCGAAUCGCGCCCCUGCGCGUGCUGAGCUUUGACAUCGAGUGUGCUGGCCGCAAAGGCAUCUUCCCGGAGCCCGAGCGGGACCCCGUGAUCCAGAUCUGCUCACUGGGCCUGCGCUGGGGUGAGCCGGAGCCCUUCCUGCGCCUGGCGCUCACCUUGCGGCCCUGCGCCCCUAUCCUGGGCGCCAAAGUGCAGAGCUACGAGCGGGAGGAGGAGCUGCUGCAGGCGUGGUCAACCUUCAUUCGCAUCAUGGACCCCGAUGUGAUCACCGGCUACAACAUCCAGAACUUUGACCUUCCGUACCUCAUCUCCCGGGCCCAGACCCUCAAGGUGGAGUCGUUCCCCUUCCUGGGCCGCGUGUCUGGCCUCCGCUCCACCAUCCGGGACUCGUCCUUCCAGUCCAAGCAGACGGGCCGGCGGGACAGCAAGGUGGUCAGCAUGGUGGGCCGCGUGCAGAUGGACAUGCUGCAGGUGCUGCUGCGGGAGUAUAAGCUCCGCUCCUACACGCUCAACGCCGUGAGCUUCCACUUCCUGGGCGAGCAGAAGGAGGACGUCCAGCACAGCAUCAUCACUGACCUGCAGAACGGGAAUGACCAGACACGCCGCCGCCUGGCCGUUUACUGCCUCAAGGAUGCCUUCCUGCCCCUGCGGCUACUGGAGCGGCUCAUGGUGCUGGUGAACGCCAUGGAGAUGGCACGUGUCACCGGCGUGCCCCUUGGCUACUUGCUCACCCGUGGCCAGCAGGUCAAGGUCGUAUCCCAGCUGCUGCGGCAGGCCAUGCGUGAGGGACUGCUGAUGCCUGUGGUAAAGACAGAGGGUGUCGAGGACUACACGGGAGCCACGGUCAUUGAGCCCCUCAAAGGGUACUACGAUGUCCCCAUCGCCACACUGGACUUCUCCUCCCUGUAUCCGUCCAUCAUGAUGGCCCACAACCUGUGCUACACGACACUCCUGCGACCCGGGGCUGCCCAGAAACUGGGCCUGACCGAGGAUCAGUUCAUCAAGACGCCCACAGGGGACGAGUUUGUGAAGACGUCAGUGCGGAAGGGGCUGCUGCCCCAGAUCCUGGAGAACCUGCUCAGCGCUCGGAAGAGGGCCAAGGCUGAGCUGGCCAAAGAGACAGACCCCCUGCGUCGGCAGGUGUUGGAUGGGCGGCAGCUGGCACUCAAAGUGAGCGCCAACUCUGUAUAUGGCUUCACUGGUGCCCAGGUGGGCAAGCUUCCGUGCCUGGAGAUCUCACAGAGCGUCACUGGGUUCGGGCGCCAGAUGAUUGAGAAAACAAAGCAACUGGUGGAGUCCAAGUACACAGUGGAGAAUGGCUAUGUCACCAAUGCCAAGGUGGUGUAUGGUGACACCGACUCGGUCAUGUGCCGAUUUGGUGUCUCUUCUGUGGCUGAGGCAAUGGCCCUGGGGCGGGAGGCUGCGGAUUGGGUGUCGGGCCACUUCCCCCCACCUAUCCGGCUCGAGUUUGAAAAGGUCUACUUUCCCUACCUGCUCAUCAGCAAGAAGCGGUACGCGGGCCUACUGUUCUCCUCCCGGCCCGACGCUCACGACCGCAUGGACUGCAAGGGCCUGGAGGCUGUGCGCAGGGACAACUGCCCCCUCGUGGCCAACCUCGUCACCGCCUCCCUGCGCCGCCUGCUCAUCGACCGAGACCCCAUGGGGGCCGUGGCCCACGCACAGGACGUCAUCUCGGACCUGCUGUGCAACCGCAUUGACAUCUCCCAGCUCGUCAUCACCAAGGAGCUGACUCGCGCCGCCUCGGACUACGCCGGCAAGCAGGCCCACGUGGAGCUGGCAGAGAGGAUGAGGAAGCGGGACCCCGGGAGUGCGCCCAGCUUGGGCGAUCGUGUCCCCUACGUGAUCAUCGGCGCUGCCAAGGGCGUGGCUGCCUACAUGAAGUCGGAGGACCCCCUGUUCGUGCUGGAGCACAGCCUGCCCAUCGACACGCAGUACUACCUGGAGCAGCAGCUCGCCAAGCCGCUCCUGCGCAUCUUCGAGCCCAUCCUGGGCGAGGGCCGCGCCGAGGCUGUGCUGCUAAGGGGUGACCACACACGCUGCAAGACGGUGCUCACGGGCAAGGUGGGCGGCCUUCUGGCCUUUGCCAAACGCCACAGCUGCUGCAUCGGCUGCCGCACUGUCCUCAGCCACCAGGGGGCCGUGUGCAAGUUCUGCCAGCCUCGGGAGUCGGAGCUGUAUCAGAAGGAGGUGUCGCACCUCAACGCCCUGGAGGAGCGCUUCUCGCGCCUGUGGACGCAGUGCCAGCGCUGUCAGGGCAGCCUGCAUGAGGACGUCAUCUGCACCAGCCGGGACUGCCCCAUCUUCUACAUGCGCAAGAAGGUGCGCAAGGACCUGGAGGACCAGGAGCAGCUUCUGAGACGCUUUGGCCCUCCUGGCCCUGAGGCCUGGUGACCUCCGACCUCGGCAGGCUUCCUCCGAGGGCCUUGGCGGGGGGUGGGGGGGGCGGAUUGGUGGAGAAAUAAUAAAGUUGGGGCUUUUUGUUCCCUGGUG